Molecule: messenger RNA, 1997 nt
Organism: Sesamum indicum (sesame)
Lineage: Eukaryota; Viridiplantae; Streptophyta; Magnoliopsida; Lamiales; Pedaliaceae
Product: endoplasmic reticulum oxidoreductin-1
Biological process (GO): protein folding in endoplasmic reticulum
Cellular component (GO): endoplasmic reticulum; endoplasmic reticulum membrane
Molecular function (GO): thiol oxidase activity; FAD binding; protein-disulfide reductase activity
Source: RefSeq, a predicted model, not a curated record
AAUCAACACGUUUACUAUUUCUCGAAUUUGAUCGCCGCGCGCCUCCAUGCGCAAGUGCGAAGUUCCUCUCCCACCAACGUCCACCAUCCCCCGACCAAAACCGUUUUGUUGAAAUCCGCGUUCUGUUUUGACUCGAGCCCCAGCACGAAAAAGCCCCCAUAUUUUCAUAAUCUACAUCGCACAUAAAAAUGGCCGCGGUAUAUAUAUAAACCCCCCAAACCCAUAAAUCUGUUUAACCCAAGCUGGUGGGUUUUGUGGGACAUUUCUUGGGGUUUUUGUAUAGAUUCUUCAUCUACGUAUAUCAGUGUUGUACAGAUUUAAAGCGUAUUGUAUCUGCUGCGUGGAGUUGUGAUGGUAGAAUCUAAGGCUGUUGUAGAUAAUCAGAAACCAGGGAAGAAAUUGAAAGACGUGAAAAGUGGGAAGAUGAAAUGGGCGGGAAUAGGGGCAAUGGUGGUUUUGGUGGUGGCCAUAGCAAUAACAUCCAAGCACGCCCAUGAUCAUAAAUCUUGUCAAUGUCCUCAGGAUUCUCGAAAGUAUACAGGCAUUGUUGAGGACUGCUGUUGUGAUUAUGAGACGGUUGACAGUCUUAACGGUGGAGUAUUACACCCUUUACUUCAAGAACUUGUUAGAACUCCAUUUUUCCGGUACUUUAAGGUUAAAUUAUGGUGUGACUGCCCUUUUUGGCCUGAUGAUGGCAUGUGCAAGUUGCGUGACUGUAGUGUAUGUGAAUGUCCAGAAAAUGAAUUUCCUGAACCCUUUAAGAAUCCAAGUCUUCGGUCCGAUGAUUUAAAAUGCCAAGAGGGAAAGCCACAGGCUGCCGUUGAUCGCACACUAGAUGCAAAGGCCUUCAGGGGAUGGAUAGAAGUGGACAACCCAUGGACCCAUGACGAUGAGACUGAUAACAGUGAGAUGACAUAUGUUAAUCUGCAACUGAAUCCUGAACGAUACACUGGCUAUACUGGGCCAUCAGCCAGAAGGAUAUGGGAUGCUAUAUAUGCUGAAAAUUGUCCAAAAUAUACAUCUGGAGAGAUUUGCCAGGAGAAAAGAGUACUUUACAAGUUAAUUUCAGGCCUUCACUCCUCAAUUUCAAUUCACAUAGCCUCUGAAUACCUGCUUGACGAAGCUAAAAAUCUGUGGGGUAGAAAUCUGGAGUUGAUGUAUGAUCGUGUUCUGAGGUACCCAGAUCGUGUGAGAAACUUGUACUUCACUUUCAUGUUUGUGCUUCGAGCUGUGACUAAAGCUGCGAAUUACUUGGAGCAGGCUGAAUACAAAACGGGCAACCUUGAGCAGGACCUCAAAGCACAGUCUUUAAUGCGACAGCUGCUUUACAACCCAAAUCUGCAGGCUGCAUGCCCACUUCCGUUUAAUGAAGCUAAAUUGUGGCAAGGACAAAGUGGGCCCGAACUGAAACAGGAAAUUCAGAAGAACUUCAGAAACAUCAGUGCUCUGAUGGAUUGUGUCGGAUGCGAGAAAUGUCGUCUUUGGGGAAAACUUCAGGUCCUUGGCCUCGGAACUGCAUUGAAGAUUCUGUUCUCUGUUGAUGGUAAAAACCAUCCCAAUCAACCCCUGCAAUUGCAAAGAAAUGAAGUGAUAGCUUUGCUGAACCUGCUCAAUCGACUAUCAGAAUCCAUCAACCUUGUCCAUGAAAUCGGCCCUUCAAUCGACAAGAGUAUGGAGUUCACUUCAGAAUCCCCAGUGCAAGAAACUAGUUUAUGGCAAAGAGCAGGGGAAGUAGUAGGCAGGCUUCGGUCAACUACACUCCAUCUAUAGCUGGGCAGCUGCUGAUAUCCUUGUAUCAAUGUUGAAGUUCCGCACAGAGAGCAUUAUACUUACUGACUGACUUCUUACAGCGUAUAGGAACGAAUAACAAGCAAAAUGAACUAACUUAUCAUUUUUGGAGAAUUUUUCAAUACCAUGUUUUCUUAGAGUUUUAGAAAUUCUGCGUCCUAUGUAGUUGAUCUGUUGUUACCACCAAUCCGAGGAAGGGAUUUUCGAUC